This is a messenger RNA of Pecten maximus, 2304 nucleotides long. RefSeq lists its product as uncharacterized. The coding region runs from base 1174 to 2172 and encodes 332 amino acids. Lineage: Eukaryota; Metazoa; Mollusca; Bivalvia; Pectinida; Pectinidae. The record is from RefSeq and is a predicted model, not a curated record. The transcript has 3 exons.
GUUCUGUUUGCCUUAUUGACAGUAGAGUUGAUGUGAUGACUAGUACUGUAACAAUGUAACCAAAUUAGGCCUAUCAGUAGAUCUAUCAAAGUAGAAAAAAAGUUUCAAAAUAUUGUUGAGAAAACAGCUCGCUCUCCCUGGAUUUUCACUACAAUAUCCAAUGGAAGCCAAAGCUGUUAAAACAAGUUAUGGGGUCCUUGCACAAAAUAUUUCUUUUUAAAUCAUAAAAUUAAAUUCGUGUUGCAAUGGUGCAUGCAUAUCGUUUAAAAUGAAAUGAUUUAAAAGCAAUGAUGGAAUAUGUCAAAACAUAUUGUACCGAUGUAUAGGCCCUAAAUAGGCUACAUUACACAUAUCAUGAUAGCGACUACAAUAUGUAUGGCUAUCAGGUUUUUAACAUCCUACGACAGCCUAAUUAGAUAUCAAAUGAAAAAAGGAUUCAAACCUGGGACAGCCGGUACUCUUAUAAUUACCAGACACACUAAUGACUGAGCUACCUGGUAAUUAAUCCUGAUCAUCCCAGUCCAGUCCAUCUACACAACCAAGAUUAUUCCUUUUACCUAUCAGAAACAACAUUACAUUUUCUACAAGUAAAAUUUUCAUUUCCAGCAGUUAAUUUUUUUACGGAUUUUGAUGUUCCUGAUAUUAACAUGCAUGCAGCUGUUAAACAGAUUUUUAAACAUUAAACAAUGGGUAUGUAUAUAUAUAUAUGUGUGGACAUACUUCAGUAACUCAAUAAUUAUGGCACUGAAUUAAAGGACAUUUUAAAAUAAAAAUUUGAUUCAAAUUACAAAUCGAUUUAUCUGAUCAAUCUUGGUUUUUUUUUUUAAACUAAUUUAAUUACUGUACAUUUUUAUAACAGCAUUUAAAUCUUUGUUUAGAUCUUACCUUCUUUAUUUGCAGUCCUUAUUGUAUAUACCGGAAUGUAUUUAAAAGUCAAUAUUAAUACAAUCAACUGCAAUUGCCAUCGAUAUGUUUGCAAGAGAUCAAUAAUUGAAAACCAAAAUUUACAGAAUAUCUGGACAGUGUGCACACAUUCUUGCUGUGAUAGUUAUAAUUGAGGAGUGGAAAAUCGCUGGAUUGAAAGAAGUUCCCUCUCAGCCUUCAUCAACAAGUUUACCACAGCAGUGGGAUAAACCGAGAGGACAUAAAAUAAAGCCAGAGCCUGUGUCGCAGAUGGUCAUAUCCAGACCACUCAAUAUGAAUCGGAAAAGGAAACCAGUUAUUGCCUCUUUUGUUGACAAUAGGAAAAUGCCCCUGACGACAUCCGAUAUUGCUCAUUUAAAGAGUCUCAGCAACAGCCCCAUUUCAUACUUGGUGGAAAAUGGAAGUGACACAAGUACAGUUAAUACCCCAUUAGGCCCCCAGUUCAUUGGUUCAGCUCUAAGCUAUCAUGCUCCCCUUAUACAACCUGUCACUCAACCAAGGGAGGUAAAUUCUGACAAAUGUGGAGAUAUAGCAUUUCCUAAGGAGCUACCCAGCUGUAUUGAUGCACCAGCACCAACACCAGAAUGGGGGGAUGUAUCAUUAACCCAAACAGAGGCACAGGAUAUUGAAAAGUCAACUCGCUCUCAGUCAGAUACACAACUGUGGUUCACAGAGAGAAAGAAAAGAAUCACUGCAUCAAACUUUGGUAGGAUAAUGCUUCGAAAAAAAAUUAUUAAUGAUGCUUUCAUGAGCACUUUUCAGGAGCGAAGUUUUACAUCAGCUCCAACAUCUUAUGGAAAGGCAAAUGAACUAAUAGCCAAACAAAUGUACAUCAAACAAAGUGGCAACCAUAUCCAUGAUAUUGGCCUUGUGAUAAACCCCAAGCUACCCUUUAUAGGAGCUACCCCAGAUGCAAUUGUCUGUGACAAAAUGGUUACUGGAUUAGUUGAAAUCAAGUGCCCAUAUUCUGUGAGAGACAUGACAAUUGAAGAUGCAUGUACCAACAGCAACAAAUUCUUCUUAGAAAAAAAUGGAGGGAAAUAUGAAUUAUCUAAUAUGCAUAUGCACUGGUUCCAAGUGCAAGGGCAGCUUUUGGUCACAGGUGCCCAAUUUUGUGACUUUGUAACUUACACAAAACAGGACUUCAACAUUGACAGAAUCCUUCCACAUAAGGAAACCAUGAAAACUCUGGUGGAAAAACUUACCCAUUUUUAUGUUGACCAUUUCAAACCCUAUUUUGCAAAGUAAAAUAUGGGGUAUUGUAAACAGUUACCUUUCAUAAGCAAAUUGUCAUCUUUCUGCAUGUCUAAUUGCACUUCAGAUGGCACCACAAUGCUCUCCAUUUCGAUGCUGUAAUCAAAAUAAAGAUAUUAAAUACAA